CCAACUCCUCCCGGAAACGCCCUUCAGAGGUCAGACGGCUUCGAGAGCAAGCACUGCCUUACAUCCCUUAUCGACACCAGCUUCCAGGGCGAAAGGAUCUGAAGAUCAGAUCCUCCAAGAGCUGAGCGGUCCGAAACGGUUUCCCUGUGACGCCUCGCAACUUCCUUGGUAAGCAACAGCAAUCGCUUUAGCCCACUCACCAAGCCAUCCUUCCCGUGCGACCGUGUGUGUGUGUGUGUGACCUCGCACAACCGGCAGACAGACAUAUAAUGGGAAAUGAGUUGGCGACGAUGCUGCUGGGAGGUACGUUGGAGCUGGACGGGAUGCAUGGAAGCAACACGACAACUCCUCUUUUUCGCUGGUGUGUGUCAGAAGAGUCAGUACAUUGGUCGGUCCAUCCGACCACCCCUGCUCGCGCCGCCACCUGUGAGCUUCUUGAAGGCCUCCAUCAGGGCAGGCUCAAGCUGCGGAGGGCCAUCCGGCUGCUCGACAAGGGCGUCGACGCCAGACACUUGGUGAAAUACGAUGAAAGGUACUACAACCUCAUCCAGCUGGCCAUCAGGCAUCAUCUGAGGCCUGACACGGUGCGUAUCGUGCGGUUGCUCAUCCAGAGAGGGUACAAGUAACGCCACACACAGAGGGAGAGGGAGGGGGAGGGGGAGGGAGGCCAUCCGGCUUCAUUCGCCCGCGCUCUGUGUGUGUGUGUGUCCUGGGUAGGGCGGACGUCAACUUCGUCGAUACCCGCCACGGCACUGCCUCCCCAAUCGCAAUGGCUCUCCUGUAUGGCCGUUAUGACGUCGCCCACCUGCUACUCGACUAUCCCCGACUGGACCUUACGACAGCCUACUUAGUCCGGUGGCUUUUGUGCCAUGUGGCGUCUGAUGCAAGGGAUGGAAGCGUGUCAUCUGCUGAGAAGGUCGCUAUGGCCAAAAGACUCGUGCGACGCGGAGGAGUGCGGCUGAUUACUCACGGCAAUGGCUUGCACGCCUUCUGUCAGUAGCCCCUUCCCAACCCCUCUCGUCAGCUGCAGCUGAUGACUUAUUUGAUCCACAAGGCCGGACGGCAUAUCGUUGACAAAACGGACGCAAAGCACCACACCCCACUCUAUUAUGCGGCUCGUAGUGGG
Messenger RNA from Vitrella brassicaformis, 1126 nucleotides. The record is from the annotation of a GenBank genome assembly. Lineage: Eukaryota; Vitrellaceae.